This is a messenger RNA of Penicillium arizonense, 465 nucleotides long. RefSeq lists its product as uncharacterized. The transcript has 4 exons. The record is from RefSeq and is a predicted model, not a curated record. Bases 1 to 465 code for a protein of 154 amino acids. Lineage: Eukaryota; Fungi; Ascomycota; Eurotiomycetes; Eurotiales; Aspergillaceae.
AUGGGGAAGAAUAAAAAGGCGAAGACCCUGACACAGGAAGAGAUCUGGGACGACUCUGCUCUACUUCAGUCUUGGGAUGAAGCUGUUGAGGAAUACCAGCUUUAUCACAGCAUUCACGCCAAAGGUGAAAAUGUUGAAGAUGCCUUGAGAGAGGCAGAGGAGUCUGGACUUAUUGUCGAGGGUGAAAUUAUCGAGGCUGAAGUCGAAGUCGAUGCCGCCGAGAAUGAUGCUAUUACCGCGAACGAGGAUACAUCAAUGAACAUCGAUGAACCUGCCCAGGCUUCUCAACCCGUGAAUGGCCCUGGCCCUGGAGUCUCUACCACCACCCCACCGAUGCCCCAUCCCGCUAUGGCUAAUGUUCAAGAUGAGGCGUUGAAGAACCUCAUGAUGUCUUGGUAUUAUGCUGGAUACUACACAGGAGUCUACGAAGGCCAACAGCAGGCAACCCGAGAGAAGCGCUCGUGA